AUGAUUAAAGCUAAAGGAAUAAUUAUUGCAGAUUGCGCACAUAAAGGAUUAAGUCUUGAUGUCCCUCAAGAUUUAGAGGAGCAACUUCAUGUUUUGAAUUUAUCGCACAAUGAAGUAAAGAACAUAACUAAUUAUUCAUUCGAUAGAUACAAAAAUUCGCUUAUGACUCUGGACAUGUCAUUUUUAAAACAAGCAAACGAAACGAAUAAAUCGGUUGAAUUUUCCUUGGAGAGUUUUUCCAUCCUGUCUAAACUCGAAUAUUUAGACUUGACUAAUUCCUGCUGGAGUAAAAAAUUCACUUUACCGCAAACAAUAAGAAUAUUGAGGAUUGAAAAUUGUAGUUCCAUACUGAACAUUUCCCAUUUGCAUUUAUUAGAAGAAUUUCACGCUGCUGGAAAUGAAUGGAAUAGUUCUCCUGCGUUUCAUAAGUUAGCUCCGUUGAAAUAUAUUGAUUUACGUCGCAAUGCUUUACGAACAUUUGAUCUGCAAAGAAUAGCGCCAUUUUGCGAUUUGAAAAUAUUACGGUUGGAUAUAUUUCCGGCUAAAACCUUCAAAAAGGAACUACACACGGAGAAAACAUAUUGCACGUGUAGAGCGAUUGAUUAUUGGUUAACAAUUACCAAAGUGGAGCAUGAUCAUUGGGACUGUAUACCACCGGAUAAUGGAUUUGCUCCAAAAUGUGAUUUAGCACCAGGCGAAAGAGUAUUGAAAUUAAGACGCCAAUGUUUGUCCAAGAAAACUAUAAAAUCUUUAUCGACAAGCUCGGGUUGGUGGAUGAUUGCGAUUUCUCUCGUGAUUAUACUAAGUUUGUUAAUUUCUGCUCUGGUCAUGAAUGGGAUAAAACGAGCGUUGAGAAGAGCAAGAGCUAGAGCAAGAAAUCAUCCUCAUAGUGAUGAUGACGAAGAGGAGGAAGAUGACUCAGACUGA
Planococcus citri (citrus mealybug) is the source of this 927-nucleotide messenger RNA. RefSeq lists its product as uncharacterized. Gene Ontology annotation, molecular function: protein binding. Bases 1 to 927 code for a protein of 308 amino acids. Lineage: Eukaryota; Metazoa; Arthropoda; Insecta; Hemiptera; Pseudococcidae. The transcript is spliced from 4 exons. The record is from RefSeq and is a predicted model, not a curated record.